Messenger RNA from Alternaria postmessia, 747 nucleotides. RefSeq lists its product as uncharacterized. Gene Ontology annotation, biological process: regulation of Ras protein signal transduction; regulation of proteolysis. The transcript is spliced from 2 exons. Gene Ontology annotation, molecular function: peptidase inhibitor activity; phospholipid binding. Lineage: Eukaryota; Fungi; Ascomycota; Dothideomycetes; Pleosporales; Pleosporaceae. The coding region runs from base 1 to 747 and encodes 248 amino acids. The record is from RefSeq and is a predicted model, not a curated record.
AUGUAUUUCUCCACAUCAGUACUCGUAGCCGGAUUGGUCAGUCUUGCGCAGGCGCAGGUCCCAUCUGGCUUUACGCCACAGGCCGCCACCAAACUCGAAGUCAUCUUCAACUCGACUAUGGUCAACACGGCAGGACAGCAAUUAGCAAAAGCUUCUGUCGCAACACAACCACAACUUGCAUUAUCCAGCGCUAUGAUCGACUCAAGCCAAACAUACAUGUUUGUGAUGCUCGACCUUGAUGUCCCACCAGCGAACGGGAGCACCGAGCGACGUGUGUUAUUACACUGCAUGAACACCGGAUUCAAGGCAACAAAGCAACAACUUAUGGGCGCUGCCACUCUGCUCGCGUCAUCAGAAAAGGGCCCAGCAGCGUAUAUUCCUCCAGGUCCUCCAGCGACCGAUACAGUCGCGCAUCGAUACGUACAGCUGCUUUUCCAGCAACCCGCCAGUCUCAACAUUCAGGCGUCGGCAUUCGCUGGAGCACAAGCUCGGAUAGGUUUCGAUAUCGAAUCGUUUAUGUCGAAGAAUGGCGUGAGCGCGCCAGUCGCAGGAAACUUCUUUCGUGUAGACGGAAGGAUAGCUGCAACCGCCAGUGGAACUGCUGGUGCUGCGGGCGCGUCGGGCACUGGUGCCAUGCCAACCGGUACACCACAGCCUUUCACUGGUGCAGCUGGCGAAGUCAGUGUACCAUACGGGACGGCUGGUCUGCUUAGUGGCAUAGCUCUUUUCGUGCUGCUAGUGCUAUAG